AUGGGGACAGCCUCCAAAUCUGUAAGAUUUAGAAGCGACCUCGAAGCCGCGGAUCCAUCGCCAAACCUCACAUCGACGAAAGAGAAAGGAUCGACUAAACCAAUUCAAGAAAUCCAAAACAAGAAGCUUUCGAGAGUGUUCUCGGAGGACUUCGAGAGCUUGAGGAAGAAGAUAUUAGAUCCCCGAGGCCUUAUCGUUAGCCGAUGGAACAAAUGCUUUCUACUUGCAUGCCUUGCCUCCCUCUUCAUCGAUCCCCUCUUCUUUUUCUUGCCGAGCAUCGAGGAUGAGGGAUGCAUGCAAGCAAGCGAAUCCCUCAAGAUCGCGCUCACUAUAAUCCGUUCCGUCAUAGACGCGCUUUAUAUGACCAAUAUCUUCGUCCAAUUUAGAACCGCUUAUGUCGCCCCGUCUUCGCGCAUAGUCGGGAGAGGCGAGCUGGUUAUCGACCCCCAAAAGAUCGCUUCGAGAUAUCUCCAAAAGGGCUUUUGGAUCGACUUGUUGUCGGCAUUGCCCCUUCCCCAGGUGUUGAUAUGGGCGGCGAUACCGAGCAUGAGAGGCACGAACGUGAUAAGCGCGAAGCACGGCCUCCGGAUCACCAUCAUAUUCCAGUUUGUUCUUCGGCUGUGUCUCAUUUUCCCGCUCUCGUCUAAGAUAAUCCGAACCGUCGGGGUUGUGAUCGAAGCUGCCUGGGCCGGCGCCGUGUUCAAUCUAAUGCUGUUCAUGCUUGCAAGUCAUGUGAUUGGAUCGUGCUGGUAUCUUCUGUCGGUGGAAAGGCAAGAGAAGUGCUGGAGAGAUUUGUGCGACAGUCAGCCUGAUUGCUAUUACUUCUACUUCGAUUGCGACUCGAAAAGCCAUCCUGGAAGAUCGGUGUGGUUCUUGUCGAGCAAUGUUUCGGUAUUGUGUGGCGGGAAAAACAGUUUCUAUGAUUUUGGAAUAUAUGAAGAUGUGUUGAGCAAUGGCGUGGCUAAGGCUGGGUUCAUUAGCAAGUACUUUUACUGCCUCUGGUGGGGACUCAGAAAUCUCAGUUCGAUUGGGCAGAAUUUGACAACGACGACGUACAUUGGGGAAAUUAAUUUUGCGAUAAUUAUAGCGAUUCUAGGAUUGGUGCUCUUCGCGUUGUUGAUCGGGAAUAUGCAGACGUACCUUCAAGCUUCGACGGCGCGGUUGGAGGAAUGGAGAGUUCGGAGAACGGAUAUGGAGAAAUGGAUGCGCCACCGGCAGCUUCCGAGGGAGAUGAGGGAGAGAGUGCGGCGAUACGACUUGUACCGUUGGGUCACCGCCAGAGGAGUCGACGAGGAAGCUAUUCUCAGAGAACUUCCGUUGGAUCUCCGUCGUGACAUCAAGCACCAUCUCUGCCUCGAUCUCGUUCGCAGAGUUCCGUUGUUCGACGAAAUGGACGGAAGCACUCUGGACGCGAUCUGCGAGCGGCUGAAGCCGGUGCUCUGCACGGCGGCGACGUGCGUCGUCCGAGAAGGAGAUCCGGUGACCGAGAUGCUGUUCAUCCUCCGAGGCCGUCUCGAUUCCUCCACCACCAACGGCGGUCAGAUCGGAUUCUUCAACUCCUGCGUUCUCAGCUCCGGCGACUUCUGCGGCGACGAGCUUCUAAGCUGGGCUUUAUAUCCCCGCCCCAGCGGCCUCCUCCCUUCCUCCACCAGAACGGUAAUCGCCAUUACAGAGGUUGAGGCUUUUGCCCUAAUUUCCGCCGACGUUAAAUUUGUGGCGUCUCAGUUUCGGAAGCUGCACAGCAAGCAAUUGAAGCAUAAAUUUAGGUUUCACUCGCAUCAAUGGCGGACGUGGGCGGCGUGUUUCAUUCAGGCGGCGUGGUUCCGGUACAAGAGGAGGAAGACGGCGGCGGCGUCGGCGCUCGAGGAUGAGGAGGCGGAGCCGCCGGAGUUGGCGAAGGGGCGGUGUUCGACGUCUUUGCCGCCGAUGGCGUCGGGACUGGCUAUUUAUGACGCGCAGUUGGCGUUCAGCACAGGAAGGGCCGGGAGCUUGAGGACCAGGUCGCAGAAGGAGAAGGAGCUGAUAAAUUUGUUACAGAAGCCUCUGGAGCCUGAUUUUUCAUUGGACGAUUAAUUAAUUAAUUGCAUGUUAAUGUAAAUAAAUAAUGAGAAAUGGUAAUUAAUUGAAUAUGGGCCCAGGCCCAUUUUAUUUGGGCCAAAGCCCAAAAUACAUGACAAA
Andrographis paniculata is the source of this 2178-nucleotide messenger RNA. Its product is annotated as protein CNGC15b-like. NCBI's taxonomy places the organism in Eukaryota, Viridiplantae, Streptophyta, Magnoliopsida, Lamiales, Acanthaceae. The transcript is spliced from 7 exons. Gene Ontology annotation, cellular component: membrane. Gene Ontology annotation, biological process: potassium ion transport; transmembrane transport. Gene Ontology annotation, molecular function: voltage-gated potassium channel activity. The record is from RefSeq and is a predicted model, not a curated record. Bases 1 to 2073 code for a protein of 690 amino acids.